Molecule: messenger RNA, 1125 nt
Organism: Sardina pilchardus (European sardine)
Lineage: Eukaryota; Metazoa; Chordata; Actinopteri; Clupeiformes; Clupeidae
Product: zinc-binding protein A33-like
Exons: 5
Biological process (GO): protein ubiquitination
Cellular component (GO): cytoplasm
Molecular function (GO): ubiquitin protein ligase activity; protein binding
Source: RefSeq, a predicted model, not a curated record
GAGGAGCUCAAGGCCAAACUGCAGCCUCUACAGGAGAAGCUGAAGGAGUUUGAGGAAGCUAAAGUUACCUGUGAUGAAACAGCUGAGUACAUUAAGACUCAAACCCAGAAUACAGAGAAGCAGAUCAAGGAGGAGUUUGAGAGACUUCAUCAGUUUCUACGAGAUGAAGAGGCAGCCAGGAUAGCUGCACUGAAGGAGGAAGAGGAGCAGAAGAGUCAGAUGAUGAAGGAGAAGAUUGAGAAGAUGAUCAGAGAGAUCUCAUCUCUUUCAGACUCAAUCAGAGCCAUAGAGAAGGAGAUGGGAGCUGACGACAUCACAUUCCUGCAGAACUACAAGAGCACAGUGGAAAGAGCCCAGUGCACACUGCAGGAUCCAGAGAGGGUUUCAGGAGCUCUGAUCAAUGUGGCAAAGCACCUGGGCAACCUGAAGUUCAGAGUCUGGGAGAAGAUGCAGGAGACUGUUCAGUACACUCCUGUGACUCUGGAUCCCAACACUGCAAACCCACAUCUCAUCCUGUCUGAGGAUCUGACCAGUGUGAGAUAUGGUGAUGAGGUGCAGCAGCUUCCUGAUAACCCAGAGAGAUUUGAUACGUAUGGCAGUGUCCUGGGCUCUGAGGGCUUUAACUCAGGGACUCACUGCUGGGAUGUGGAGGUUGGAGAGAACACAUUGUGGGAGGUGGGUGUGAAGGCAGAGUCGGCCCAGAGGAAGGGAAAGUACACCUAUGGUGUGAGUGGAGAGUGGUAUGUGUUGUAUAAAGAUGGUGAAUAUGUAGCAGGUGCUCCUCCUCAGCCUGCCACUCGCCUCACAGUGCAGCAGAAACCCCAGAGGAUCAGAGUGCAGCUGGACUGGGACAGAGGAGAGCUCUCAUUCUCUAACCCUGAUAAUAACACACACCUACACACUCUCACACACACUUUCACUGAGAGAGUGUUUCCAUACUUAAACACUCCAAAACCCCUUCCUCUGAGGAUCCUCCCAGUGAAGGCCUCAGUAAGAGUAGAACAGCACAGUUAACUGAUUCUGCCUCUUCACCAGAACUGACUAACAGAGAGGGAAACUGGAGAAAACUGUAUGAUAAAAAACAAGGCCAAGUGAACACUGCACCACCACCUCAUAUAAUGUAAA